AUGCAAUACAUUCAAUAUCAUCCUCAAAUUAUAGAGGAAUUUAAAAUGAUUGACACCAAGAGUUUAUUCUAAACUAUGGAAAGUUCAAUAAUAUAAAAGUUUGAAGAUAAGGAAUCAUUCAAAGAAGUAUACUAUUAUUAUACAAUCAUAAAAAAAAAGGAUUAGUCUAAUAGCAAAUUCAAUUUGGAUUAAAUUCUCUUUUAAAUGAUAAUAAAUAUAUUCUAUUGUGCAAGUGCUUUUAUGAAAUGCGAUAUACUAAGCUGA
Molecule: messenger RNA, 264 nt
Organism: Paramecium tetraurelia
Lineage: Eukaryota; Ciliophora; Oligohymenophorea; Peniculida; Parameciidae
Exons: 1
Source: RefSeq, a predicted model, not a curated record